ACUUGGCAGCUGUUUCAUGGAAACUAGCUAAUCCAUUGUGAUUUAAUUAAAAUGUCCAAUACUAGCUACAGUGGUUCACUAGCUUAGAGGAAGUGUUUAGUGUUGUGUGCAUUGCAUUUGUACACUUAGCUAGCUACCAUCCCAUAGCCUACAUUGCAUAUGAAGUGUGACUGGCUCAUCCAUGGAUGUACAGAGAAAAUGCCCUAUUUGUAUCCACUUUUUUUGUUUGCUCCCCCAGAUAGGGGUUUGUGCAUUCUGAUUGGCUCAUAGUCAAGUUGUUGGCCAGUGACAAACAUCGCAAUUCUACAAGAAGAAUCAUCACUACCAGGAUGGUUGGUUGGGAUCCCCCACCGUGCUCUACAGCUCUCUUUUUCCCCACCUGGUUUUAAUGUGGAUCACAUAAGGACUUCUCUGCUUGCUAUGCACCCAAAUGGACACCAGUGUUUCUCUGAUAAGUGCGCAGGACAAGCAGCAAGCUCUUCAUGACCGCCACAGGAUGGAGACGUCUUGUCUGGAGUUGGCCCUGGAGGGGGAGAGGCAGUGUAAGGUGGGGAAUUACCGUGCCGGGGUAUCCUUCUUUGAGUCGGCAAUCCAGGUUGGCACAGAGGACCUCCAGAUCCUCAGCGCCAUCUACAGCCAGCUGGGCAACGCCUACUUCCACCUGCAGGAGUACAGCAAGGCUCUAGAAUACCACCGCCACGACCUCAACCUCACCAGAACCAUUGGAGAUGAACUUGGAGAAGCAAAAGCCAGUGGUAACCUUGGGAACACUUUGAAGGUUUUGGGAAGGUUUGAUGAAGCAGUGGUCUGUUGCCAAAGACACUAUGACAUUACCAGAGGGAUGUAUGAUAAGGUUGGGCAGGCCCGAGCGCUGUAUAAUUUUGGCAACGUUUACCAUGCCAAGGGGAAAAGCAUCUGCUGGACUGGAGCAGAGCCAGGAGAAAUCCCUGAGGAGGCCAAGGUCGCUCUGAACAAAGCCACAGAGUAUUACGAAUUCAACCUUUCCAUUGUGAAGGACUUGGGGGAUCGGGCAGCACAGGGGCGGACCUAUGGUAACCUAGGUAACACACACUAUUUGCUCGGAAACUUCCAGCGAGCUGUGGUGGCCCAUGGACAGCGUCUCCUCAUCGCUAAGGAGUUUGGGGACAGGGCGGCUGAGAGGAGGGCCUACUAUAACCUAGGCAACGCAUACAUCUUCCUAGACCAGUUUGAAGUGGCGGCUGAACAUUACAAGAAGACUCUGCAGCUGGCCAUGGUGCUGAAGGAUAAGGCUGUGGAGGCUCAGGCCUGUUAUAGCCUGGGGAACACCUACACACUGCAGCAGGACUACCAGAGAGCCAUCGACUAUCACCUCAAACACCUUAUUAUCGCACAGGAGCUCAAGGACAGGGUUGGGGAGGGCAGAGCGUGCUGGAGUUUAGGAAAUGCCCACACAGCCUUGGGGAAUCAUCAGAAGGCCAUUCACUUUGCUGAGAAGCAUCUGGAGAUAUCCAAAGAGACUGGAGACAAAAAUGGUGAGGCAACAGCCAGGAUGAAUAUGGCAGACCUGAGGUUAGUGCUGGGUCUGGGUCAGAACCCAAGCUCAAGCCUCAACACCAACAACAGCUCUGUUCUGACUGAGAACCACAGGACGCAGGAUACCUUACCAGGUGUGAAGUCAGAAAGAAGGAGUAACAGUAUGGAGGACUUGGAGCAUAUAGGACUGGGCCCUGAGAAAACUGUAGAAAACUGGGACGAAGAUGUAUUCAGGCCUUCUAACCCUAAAUCCAGCAUGGCCAAGGCCUCCUCCAAACUGUUCUUCAUCAACCGGUUCAGAGGGAAGAAACACAAGAAACACAGCUCUCCUACCAGAGAUGGGGUCCUCCAGGACACCAGCAACAAGCCCACGGCCCGAGAGAUGGGCACGCAUAAGUCAGGAGUCAAGAUCGGAUGUUCUGACACUCUGGGUGACGAUGGCUUCUUCGACCUCCUCAGUCGUUUCCAGGGCAGCAGAAUGGACGACCAAAGGUGCUCCUUAUUGGACGGCGAGAGCCGUCUCUCCGAUCCCUUCUCUCCCUGUACUACCCCGCCCGUAGCCAUGAGGAAAUCUACUUCCGCAUGCGAGGCCAACCCGGAGCCUGGGCAUUACCUGGAUCUGCGGGACAGCUCCCAGGGCAGUCGACUGGACGAACAGAGAGCCAGCGUGGGCAGCAGCCUCCCCGGUUUACGUCUCAGCACCUCCGAUCAGCCCAUCAGGCUCCACCCCAUGCUCAGUCGCCUGAUGACCAGUGCUGACCAGCCUCAGGAUGACGACGUCUUCUUUGACAUGCUAGUCAAGUGCCAGGGUUCAAGACUGAAUGACCAGCGGUGUGAAGAACCCCCUCCCUCCACUAGAGGUCCUACUGUCCCAGCUGAGGACUUCUUUAGCCUUAUCCUGCGCUCCCAGGCUAACCGGAUGGACGAGCAGCGGGUCCCACCACCACCCCUAAGCUCCGACCCUAACCAGCCCAUCUCGGACUGACCAGCUUGUCUACUUCUACCUAUCCUCAGCUUCUCUCAGCACAGAAACCAGCACACAAAUGCAUUCCUCUACCAAAGCCCUAACUGAAAAUGGAUCUACCCCACCACACUACUCUAGAAAUCAUGGAGUCCUAAUGUACAGACUUAUUAUUAUUCUGGCAGAGAUUUAACUUUUUUUUUUUGUUAUGUUGACUGGGCUCCUUUCAGCCUCAGUGUGCAAUAAACUGACAAUUUAACAGAUUUUUCAUAGUUAAACUUGUUUUAAUUGCAUUUUUAUUUUGUAUCAUUUGUAAGCUUAUGUUGAUAGAGUUAAUAAAUUGUACAGGUCUGCAAUGUUUUCUACUUCCGGUGUAUGCCCACCUUGAGGAAAUAAAGCCUCAUUUUAACAAAAAAUUAUUUGCAUUUCCGUGUCCACUCCAAUUCAACCCUUGCUCGUGAUUAGAUGCCAACUGCCCUUUGGGAAUCCAACUAAAAUGUUGCAAUCUACUGGGCUUGGGAAAUAUACAUUUAGGGAAUAGCAACUUUUUUGUGCUAUUCAUUUUAUUAAUGUUGCCAUCCCAUGUCUUUGAACAAAUCAUGUUUUGAUAUUUACAGUACAUUCAAAUAAUCAACAUUCAUCAGUGCAUAUCAUUGUGGUCAUCAACUUUAGUACAUUAACAGGCAUCUUACACAGUAACAGGUUUAACCUCAACCCCAGGCUCAAUUGCUACUGCAUCAAGUUAACUGGUGAAUAAGAGGACAAUGUUUUGCUGGGCUAAACUGUACAGUAAAGUGCUGGUCAUGGUUGUG
Molecule: messenger RNA, 3288 nt
Organism: Oncorhynchus mykiss (rainbow trout)
Lineage: Eukaryota; Metazoa; Chordata; Actinopteri; Salmoniformes; Salmonidae
Source: RefSeq, a predicted model, not a curated record